CCUUCCUUCCCUCCCCUCUCUCGUCGCGUGAAGUGUACUUAAAGUGAUGGCGCAUAUAUCGGUGGAGGCUCUCAUCAGCGGUGAUGUCGAGGCCAUCUUCGCUGCGCGUUCGGCCUUCCUCACCCACUGCCAGCGCCACGGGCUCCAAAUCAUUUCAAAGUGGCGCUCGCUGGACCGCCCCUUUCUCCCCACCCGACGCCAGUUCGCAGAACUCAUCGGCGUGCCCCCAGAAGUAGCCCUGCCUGACUUCAUCCCCGACGAUCCUGACAUGCCCUCCCUCUCCCCCUUCUGGUGGUUCCCACAGGCAUGGCAAUGGCUCAGCGGCCAUGACGGAGAUGAAGACGCUGCCGGCAGCCACAACCAGCAGCAGCAGGACAGAGUGGAGAUGCUGCAUGUGCUGGGUGGGCUGGCCAUCACACUCCCCUAUGACCUGCCCACACGCAUGCGGGCCCUCUUUGAGAUAUUCGACUUCUCCGAUCUCGACGGCACAUCGCACGAGGCGGGCAUUGACGAGGGGGAGACGGGAGACGAGGUGUUCGGUCCGCGGCUGCUGAUUGGAGGGGCUGGGCUGUUCAUAUUGUUGGAGAGGAGCCUGACGGGAUUGAGCAAGCUGUGUGAGCUGCCUGCAGGGAUGCUGCCGCUGAAAAGGGAGGAGAUUGAGGCCAUUCGGGACUAUCUAUGGCCUGCCGGUGAGUGGGGAAGACGGAGACAGGAGACACUCAUUCUGGCGUGUCUGUCGUGUUAUGGAUCCAGGUGCGAGUGACCCCACGGCCCGCACAUCACUCCUUCGAUUAGCGCCGCGAUUCAUCCCCCUGCUGAGGUCACUCAGCAGCAUCCUCUACCAAAAGAGCAAGGUGGGCCCAUGUGCCAACAAGGCUUGUCUCUAUUGUACCUUCAAAUGUUGCUCGCGUGUGUCUAAUAUCAGAUUCUCGAGAGCUGUGGCGGCAUCUGUGGUAGCCGGGAUGAGGUGCUGCCCACCCUGCAGACCGACGCGCACUUCCUGGGAAGAUAUCGAGUCAUCGCAAGGUAGGUAGGUAGACAUCCAUGCCUCCCUCCCUCUCAUGCCCGCUGUAUAGUCCUCUUUUCCCUCCCUGCAUUCACGCAGGGAGCGGCUCCCCUCCGGUCUCGCCGAUGUGUUCCUCACUCCCUGCCCCGUCGCCUCGUCGGCAUCCCCCGCCGCGCCCCCCUCCUCCCCUCCACCGCCCAUCCUCUUGUCGGACCCAGCCACAUAUGCAUCAUCGACGGCCCCGCCCCCCAGCCACAAGGAGCUGAUGCUCGAUGUAUACGACGAGAUGGAUCUGCGGGGGCUGGCCAUCAAGGUGCUGCUGCCACUCGACAGCGACCCCGCACAAGACGCCAGGAACUUCGUGAGGGAGGCGGCGCUGCUCUCCAAAGUCAGACACAGGUAGGUACGGAGAGAGAUGUUUAGGUGUCGGUUGCUUAUCCGUCGGUGUGGUGUGUGGCGGGUGUGGUGUAUGUCAGGCGGUGGGCGCCGGUGCAUGUGUAUGGCGUGACUGCUCGGCUGGUGUACCAAGUGCGGGAGAAGGAGGAGGGGUGCACACUGGCCCAGCUCUUGCAACAGCGGAGGCAGAGCUCAAAUCAGGGAGUAAGGGCGAAAAAUGGACGACAUGCGGGACACGAGGCUCUCGCUUUCAUGGCUACAUCCAUUCAGCUGCCGGAGAUGGAUGUGGUUGAGUUCUUGCUGUGCUUGCUGGAUGUUUUGGAGGUGGCCCACACAACCGGGGUGGUGCACACUGCCCUCACGCCACACAAAGUCUUCCUCAAACACGGGUAGGACUGGACACCUACGGCUGGAGAGGAACGAUGGACAUUUGUGUCUCUCUUCUUUUGCCAGCUCCUUGACGGAGCCGAUGAUUCUCGACUGGAGCUCCGCCAAAUGGGACCCCCAGGAGGUGCUUGCCAACACUUCGUCACUCCUCACGUACACACAAGAGAUAGCAUGGGUAUGCACACCCCCUGCAAUGCGCCUGGUCUCGGUGUGUGCAGUGGCAUGCCUGAGGCGACUGACCACCGCGAUCCGCGCUACAUCAGCCCGCAGCAGUGCCAGGGAGCAGGUGAUACAUACCCGCCAAAACAGUCACUUCACCAUGACGGAUGUGUCUCUGUGUCCACGGCACUCCUUAGGUGGUGAGUCCGAUCCCUCCUGGGACAUCUAUAGCAUCGGUUGCAUCGGUCGGUGGAUCAGUGAGUUGACAUGGCAGACCGGGAGCGUGCUGCAAUCCUUUAUUGCUCUAUGUGUGUGUGCAGCCUUUGAAUGUGUGACGCUCACGCCACCAUUCACCGGCACACGGCUCACUGAUGCAUACAGAGUGAGCACAGGACGGCUUGGACUCUUGUUGGCCUUGGACUCUUCUUGCUGGCUGCCUGUCUGCCAGCUGUCCCUAGGUGACCGUCAGAAGCACAGUGCCAUCCUUGCGGGCGAUGCUGCCUCGGCCGAGAGGCCCAGCAGCCGCAGACGGACGUCGGGCGCACAACAGUGAGAGACGAUGAGACACCAGAUCACAAAACCACAGACACUGGAGUCUUCGGUAUGGUAUGGUAUGGUUUGGUGUGUGCAGGUCGCCAGGCCAGCCGGAUGGGGGCACACGAAAGAAGACCGUCACUCUGCAAGAGGGCAUCAAGCUGGUCGGCAUCUGUGUCCGGCCACAUGAGCAUCUGUGUCAAUUCUUCCCUCUCCGGCCUGUCUCAGGAGCAUGUGUACCUGCCGCCUCCCAGCCUGGAGCAGUGCCUGACGUCAUCGGACUUCGUGGGCAUCGUCAACAAGGCCCUGCAGAAGGAGCCCAGGGGCAGGUACCUCACCGCCACCGACAUGAUCAGGGACCUGCGCAUGCUGCUGGAGGAGCUGCAGAACCUCCCACCACUCAUGCAGGAGACACUGCCGCACCUCAAGCUCGCCAACCAGCAGCAAGAAGCAACCGUGGAGACCCUUCCCCUCUCCCUGCCGCCAGCACCGGGUGGUCAGCCUGCGUUGACCGACCUGAGUGUCCCUGGCCCGCCAUCGCGUCAGUCGAGCGAUGACGAGGCAAGAACGGGCUUCGCCAGAGUGCUGGACCUGAGGUGAGACAUGCCAUCAGAAACAAUGAGACAACAGUGCGUACUUAUUAUGAGUGUUGUCGUUCAGGAACGAGGGUCUGACGGCGUUCACGUCCCGCUAUCUCGCCAAGUUCGCCAACGCCCUCCUCGCCGACGAGCUGCACAUCACCGGCGGGCCCAUCCCACUCCGGGUCAUCAGGCAGGGCGAGUCGACCUCACUCAACCUCAGCGACCGAUCGCUGGCGGCGCACGACACCAUGGUGCUCGCACGCCUGCUCGCACACAACUCCACCAUCGAGCACCUGGACUUGUCCAAGAACUGCGUGGCGCACGAGAACGCGGCCGAGCGUCAGGCGCAUCCUCAUAUGUAUCGUGUGGAGGGGCUGGCGAGGUUGGCCGAGUCGCUGCCGUCGCUGCCGCUGCAGGUGCUGAAUCUGAGCGAGAACCCGCUGGGAGGGCAGGUGGGAGAGGUCAUCUGCAGGGCUCUGGGCAAGUGCCCAAAUCUGAGGGUGGGUGGGUGAUAUCGAGACACUCUGACAGAGUGCAUUAGAGAUGUAAUGUGUGCAUGUGUGCAUGUGUGUGUGUGUGCGUGAUUUAGUCUCUUCAUUUGGGUCACUGUGACAUCAUGUCUCGCGGCGGCGUGGCAUUGGCCGAGUCACUCAAGCACCUCACCAUGCUGGAAGAGCUGGACAUCAAGUCAGCGAGACACAGAAAGACACAAACACAUUGCAGACAAUGCAGCGGCCUUUCUCCUGCCUGCCUGCCUGCCUGCCUGCGUGUCAGCCACUGUCACAUAGGUGAUGACGGGUGCAAGGCUUUGGCGAGCAGCCUGGGUGCGUCACCUCACCUGGCAACCAUCAACCUCUAUGGCAACAGCAUCGAGGACGAGGGCGCUGACGCACUCGUGUAGGCCGGGCGGCUGCACAUGUUCCGACAGAGACAGAGACAGGGAGACCAAUGUGCGUGCGUGUGUGUGGUGCAGGAGUGCGUUGGAGCAUGACUUCACUUUGCUGACCUUGCCGCUUGGCGACAACAGGAUAUCGAGGCCAUACGAGCAGCUCAUACAGAGGGCCAUCACAUUCAACAACCAAUACAAGGUGACUGACUGACACACACAGGAGUGAGUACCUUAUAUAUUCCUUGCUGCGUGGAGUGCAUUCUCCACCUCUCUCUGUGUGUGUCUUUGUUCAGUCUUUGUGUGAGCACAACUCUCGCUUCGAGGGCUUUGGUCACCACCUCAUGGCCGAGUCACUCAAGGCAUGGGCCAGAGGGUACACUCACACACACGGCGCACGACAGACGCCUCAUUUGUCCGUCUCCGUUGCUGCAGUGACACCUUCAUUGCCAAGCGGCUGCACACACGCCUAUUGCAGCCCAAGGACCCACUCGAGGAAGAGGCAAACACCACAGACACACACACACAUGCGAAGAGACAGAGAGACCCGUUAAUGGUAUCUGCUGCCGUGUCGCUUGUCAUUGGUUUGACCAGGUUGGUCGUCUGCUGCUGACGUCCGAUAAUGCUUUGGUGUUGGAUUCUGCCUUUGAGAUGUACGCGAGUGCCAGGGUCAACGGGGGGGACCCUGCCAGCCCCUUGCCCCCCGCAGCACUCGUGCAGAAAGUAUAGCUCACCAUCCGGAUGGGGGUAGCUGGGCUGGUGUGUGUGACGCGUGAGAGCAGUAGACGUGGAACAGAAUGUGUGUAUGGUGCACAGCCGUGUCAUUGGCUGGAUGAAUUCCAUGUGCAUACUAGUCCAUCCGUGCGAGCGUGUAGUGAACCCUUGCACGAAAAAAAG
Vitrella brassicaformis is the source of this 4846-nucleotide messenger RNA. The record is from the annotation of a GenBank genome assembly. NCBI's taxonomy places the organism in Eukaryota, Vitrellaceae.